Molecule: messenger RNA, 201 nt
Organism: Adineta steineri
Lineage: Eukaryota; Metazoa; Rotifera; Eurotatoria; Adinetida; Adinetidae
Source: the annotation of a GenBank genome assembly
AUGGGUUUCGAUCCAGCCGGCAAAUGUUUACUUAUGAUUAUGGCAAUUAUUUUACCUCCAGUUGCCGUUUGGCUUGCUCGUGGUAAAAUAUGCUCAUGUCAGGUUUGUCUAAAUAUUAUAUUAACAAUUCUUGGAUGGAUUCCUGGUAUUAUUCAUGCAUUUAUUGUCAUAUGUUGUUGUUCCGAUUAUCAAGCUACAUAA